Messenger RNA from Chrysochloris asiatica (Cape golden mole), 6558 nucleotides. RefSeq names its product lipoxygenase homology domains 1 (gene LOXHD1). NCBI's taxonomy places the organism in Eukaryota, Metazoa, Chordata, Mammalia, Afrosoricida, Chrysochloridae. The record is from RefSeq and is a predicted model, not a curated record. Bases 1 to 6537 code for a protein of 2178 amino acids. The transcript has 40 exons. Gene Ontology annotation, molecular function: protein binding.
AUGAUGCCCCAGAAGAAAAAGAGGAAGAAAGACAUCAACUUCCUGGCCCUGUAUGAGGAGGAGGUGCUGAACUAUGCCUCAGACGAAGGUGACGAGGAACUGGAGCAUGAAUACUACAAGGCCAAAGUGUAUGAGGUGGUCACGGCCACUGGGGAUGUUCGGGGAGCAGGAACAGAUGCCAACGUCUUCAUCACCAUUUUUGGAGAGAAUGGGCUCUCUCCCAAACUCCACCUCACCAGCAAGAGCGAAUCUGCCUUUGAGAAAGCCAAUGUCGAUGUCUUCCGGGUGAGAACCAACAAUGUGGGUCUCAUCUACAAAAUCAGGAUUGAGCAUGACAACACAGGCUUGAAUGCCAGCUGGUACCUGAACCAUGUGAUUGUGACCGACAUGAAGCGGCCUCAUCUCCGUUACUACUUUAACUGCAACAACUGGCUGAGCAAGGUGGAGGGUGACCGACAGUGGUGCCGGGACCUGCUGGCCAGCUUCAACCCCAUGGACAUGCCCAGAGGUAACAAGUAUGAAGUCAAAGUGUACACUGGUGAUGUCAUUGGUGCAGGGACAGAUGCUGACGUCUUCAUCAAUAUUUUUGGAGAGUAUGGAGAUACAGGGGAGCGUAGGCUGGAAAAUGAAAAGGACACCUUUGAAAAGGGAGCUGAAGAUAAGUUCAUACUGGAUGCCCCAGAUUUGGGGCAGUUGAUGAAGAUCAACAUUGGCCACAACAACAGGGGAGGGUCUGCAGGCUGGUUCCUGUCUAAGAUUGUCAUUGAAGAUAUUGGAAACCAAAGAAAAUAUGAUUUCCCUCUCAACCGCUGGCUGGCCUUGGAUGAAGAUGAUGGCAAAAUCCAAAGAGAUAUCUUAGUGGGUGGAGUGGAGACCACAGCUAUCACAUAUAUUGUCACUGUGUUCACUGGGGAUAUCCGAGGAGCUGGGACCAAAUCCAAAAUCUACUUGGUCAUGUAUGGAGCCAGAGGGAAAAAGAACAGCGGGAAGGUCUUUCUGGAAGGUGGCGUGUUUGACCGUGGCCGCACCGACAUCUUCCACAUUGAUUUGGCUGUACUCCUCAGUCCCCUGAGUCGGGUUUCCAUUGGGCAUGGGAACGUGGGCGUCAACAGAGGCUGGUACUGCGAGAAGGUGGUAAUUCUGUGCCCCUACACUGGCAUCCAACAGACCUUCCCUUGCAGGAACUGGCUGGAUGAGAAAAAGGCGGAUGGGUUAAUUGAGAGGCAGCUCUAUGAGAUGGUGUCUCUCAGGAUGAAGAGGCUGAAAAAAUUUCCUUGGUCCCUGUGGGUCUGGACAACUGAUCUGAAGAAAGCUGGUACCAACUCUCCCAUCUACAUCCAGGUUUAUGGGAAGAGGGGGCGCACAGAUGAGAUCCUCCUGAAUCCCAACAACAAGUGGUUCAAACCUGGCACAAUUGAGAAGUUUACGAUUGAGAUCCCAAAUCUCGGCAUGUUUUAUAAGAUUCGGGCAUGGCAUGAUAAAAGGAGUCCAGGUUCUGGAUGGCAUUUAGAAAAGGUGAGAUACACCAUCUUGGGGGUGGAAGUGGCCCGGUACCGUGUGACUGUGUGCACAGGGGACCUGGAAGGUGCAGGGACCGAUGCCAAUGUCUAUCUCUGCCUUUAUGGAGACGUGGGAGACACGGGGGAGCGGCUGAUGUUCAACUGCAGGAAUAAUGUUGACUUGUUCGAGAAGGGCAAUGCAGAUGAGUUCACCAUUGAGGCUGUCACCUUACGGAAGGUGAAGCGGGUGAGGAUCCGGCAUGAUGGCAAAGGUGCGGGCAGUGGCUGGUACCUGGAGCGGGUGUUGGUGAGAGAGGAGGGCCAACCUGAGAGUGACAACAUGGAGUUCCCAUGUUCCAGGUGGCUGGACAAGGAUAAGGAUGAUGGGCAGUUGGUCCGAGAGUUGCUGCCCAGCAACAGCAAUGCAACCCUGAAGAACUAUCGCUAUCACAUCUAUGUGAAGACUGGGGAUGUCCCUGGGGCCAGCACGGAUUCUAGAGUCUAUAUCAAGCUCUACGGUGAUAAAUUAGACACUAUCAAGCAAACUCUGCUCGUCUCUGACAACAACCUGAAAGACUAUUUUGAACGUGGCCGGGUGGACGAGUUUACCCUCGAGACCCUGAAUAUUGGAACUAUCAACCGGCUGGUGAUUGGGCACAACAGUACAGGCAUGCGCGCCAGCUGGUUCCUGGGCAGUGUCCAGAUCCGUGUGCCCCGACAAGGCAAGCAGUAUACAUUCCCUGCCAACCGCUGGCUUGACAAGGACCAGGCUGAUGGGUGCCUAGAGGUGGAGCUCUAUCCCAGUGAGGUCGUGGACAUCCAGAAAUUGGUCCACUACGAGGUUGAAAUUUGGACGGGAGAUGUGGGUGGUGCAGGCACCACGUCUCGAGUCUUCAUACAGAUCUACGGCGAGGAAGGCAAGACGGAAGUUCUCUUUCUUUCCAGCCGCUCGAAAGUAUUUGAUCGGGCGUCCAAGGACAUAUUCCAGCUGGAGGCUGCAGAUGUGGGCGAGAUCUACAAGGUCCGGCUUGGGCACACAGGCGAGGGCUUUGGGCCCAGCUGGUACGUGGACAUGGUGUGGCUGCGGCACCUGGUGGUUCAGGAAGAGGACCUCACGCCCGAAGAGGAGGCCCGGAAGAAGAAGGAGAAGGCCAAGCUGCAGCAGGUGCUGAGGAAGGAGCGGCUGAAGGCCAAGCUGCAGAGGAGGAAGAGGAAGAAGAAGAAGGAGAGCAGCGAUGAGGAGGACGAGGAGGAUGAGGAUGAGGAGUCGUCAUCUGAGGAGUCGUCAGAGGAGGAGGAAGAGGAGGAGAGUGAGGAGGAGGAGGAAGAGGAGGCGAUCGGGCCAGGGAUGCAGGAGGUGAUUGAAGAGUACAAGUUUGACGCCCACCGCUGGCUGGCCCGGGGCAAGGAGGACAAUGAACUCAUGGUGGAGCUGGUACCGGCUGGUCGGUCAGGUCCUAAGCCCAACACCUAUGAGGUCCAGGUGAUCACAGGGAACGUGCCCAAGGCCGGCACUGAUGCCAACGUUUACCUGACCAUCUAUGGCGAGGAGUAUGGGGACACGGGUGAACGACCCCUGAAGAAGUCUGACAAAUCCAACAAGUUUGAGCAGGGUCAGACAGACAUCUUCACGGUCCACGCCAUGGAUCUGGGGCCCCUGACCAAGAUUCGGAUUCGCCAUGACAACUCUGGCAACAGGGCAGGUUGGUUCCUGGACAGAAUCGACAUCACCGACACGACCAAUGAGAUCACGUACUACUUUCCAUGCCAACGCUGGCUGGCAGUUGAGGAGGACGAUGGCCAACUGUCCAGGGAGCUGCUACCUGUGGAUGAAUCCUAUGUGCUACCACCAGAGGAUGAGGAGGGUGGAGGAGGUGACAACAACCCCCUGGACAACCUGGCCCUGGAGCAAAAAGAUAAAUCUACUACCUUCUCAGUGACCAUAAAGACUGGGGACAAGAAGAACGCAGGCACAGAUGCCAACGUCUUCAUCAUUCUCUUUGGCACACAGGACAAUAAUGGAAUGACCCUCCUGAAGUCCUCCAAGACCAACAGUGACAAGUUUGAGAGGAACAGCAUUGAAAUCUUCACGGUGGAGACGGUGGACCUGGGUGACCUGUGGAAGAUCCGUAUUGGCCACGAUAACACAGGCAAGGCUCCAGGCUGGUUUGUGGACUGGGUGGAGGUGGACGCCCCGUCUCUUGGAAAGUGCAUGAUGUUUCCCUGCGGCCGCUGGUUGGCCAAGAACGAAGAUGACGGGGCCAUCGUCAGGGACCUCUUUCAUGCAGAGCUUCAGACAAGGCGCUACACACCAUUUGUGCCUUACGAGAUUACCCUCUACACCAGUGAUGUCUUUGCCGCUGGGACAGAUGCCAACAUUUUCAUUGUCAUCUAUGGCUGCGAUGCCGUGUGCACCCAGAAGAAGUACCUGUGCACCAAUAAGCGGGAGCAGAAACUGUUCUUUGAGAAGAAGUCUGCCUCCCGCUUCAUCAUGGAGCUAGAAGAUGUGGGAGAAGUCAUUGAAAAAAUUCGGCUUGGCCAUAAUAACACAGGCAUAAACCCGGGGUGGCACUGUUCCCACGUGGACAUCCGCAGGCUCCUCCCAGAUAAAGACGGUUCAGAGACCUUGACCUUCCCUUGUGAUCGAUGGCUUGCCACCUCCGAGGAUGACAAGAAGACCAUUCGAGAACUGGUUCCUUAUGACAUUUUCACUGAAAAGUACAUGAAAGAUGGUUCCCUGAGGCAAAUCUACAAGGAAGUAGAGGAGCCUCUGGACAUUGUGCUGUACUCGGUGCAGAUUUUCACAGGGAACAUUCCUGGGGCAGGAACAGAUGCCAAAGUCUACAUCACCAUCUAUGGGGACCUGGGAGACACAGGGGAGCGGUACCUUGGCAAGUCAGAGAACCGCACCAACAAGUUUGAAAAAGGAAUGGCCGACACCUUCAUUAUCGAGGCUGCUGACCUGGGCGUCAUCUACAAGAUCAAACUCUGCCAUGACAACAGCAAAUGGUGCGCAGACUGGUACGUGGAGAAGGUGGAGAUCUGGAAUGACACCAACGAGGAUGAGUUCCUCUUCCUGUGUGGGCGUUGGCUGUCCUUGAAGAAGGAGGACGGGAGGCUCGAGAGGCUCUUUUAUGAGAAGGAGUACACUGGGGACCGGAGUAGCAACUGCAGCAGCCCCGAAGACUUCUGGGAGAUCGCUCUGAGUUCCAAGAUGGCCGACAUCGACAUCAACACUGUGACGGGGCCCAUGGUGGACUACGUUCAAGAGGGCCCAGUUAUUCCUUACUAUGUGUCAGUCACCACCGGGAAACACAAGGAUGCGGCCACCGACAGCCGGGCCUUCAUCUUCCUCAUCGGGGAGGAUGAUGAGCGAAGUAACCGGAUCUGGCUGGACUACCCCCGAGGGAAGAAGGGCUUCAGCUGUGGCUCUGUGGAGGAGUUCUAUGUGGCAGGCUUGGAUGUGGGCAUCAUCAAGAAAAUAGAGGUGCUCUACGAGAUGACGGUAUGGACCGGCGAUGUGGUUGGCGGUGGCACCGACUCCAACAUCUUCAUAACACUCUACGGCAUCAAUGGCAGCACAGAGGAGGUGCAACUGGACAAAAAGAAGGCCAGGUUUGAACGAGAGCAGGACGACACCUUCAUCAUGGAGAUUCUAGACAUUGCCCCCUUCACCAAGAUGCGGAUCCGAAUCGAUGGCCAGGGUAGCCGGCCCGAGUGGUUCCUGGAAAAGAUCCUCCUGAAGAACAUGAAUACGGGAGACCUGACAAUGUUCUACUACGGAGACUGGCUGUCCCAGCGGAAGGGCAAGAAGACCCUCGUGUGUGAGAUAUGUGCCGUCAUUGAUGGAGAGGAGAUGAUGGAGCGGACUUCCUACACCGUCACAGUGAAGACCAGCAACAUUCUGGGAGCGGGCACUGAUGCUAACGUCUUCAUCAUCAUUUUUGGAGAGAAUGGGGACAGUGGGACCCUGGCCCUGAAACAGUCUGCCAAUUGGAACAAGUUCGAGCGGAACAACACAGACACGUUCAACUUCUCUGACAUGUUGAGCCUGGGCCACCUCUGCAAGCUGAGGAUUUGGCACGACAACAAAGGACUAUUUCCUGGCUGGCACCUGAACUAUGUCGAUGUGAAGGACAACUCCCGUGAUGAGACCUUCCACUUCCAGUGUGACUGCUGGCUCUCCAGGAGUGAGGGUGACAGGCAGACGGUGCGUGACUUCGCCUGUGCCAACAAUGAGAUCCAGGACCAGCUGGAGGAGACCACCUACGAGAUCGUCAUAGAAACGGGCAACGGAGGCGAAACCAGGGAGAACGUCUGGCUGAUUUUGGAGGGGAGGAAGAACCGAUCCAAAGAGUUUCUUGUGGAAAACUCAUCUAGGCAGCGGGCCUUUAGGAAAGGGACCACAGACACGUUCGAGUUUGACAGCGUCUACCUGGGGGACAUCACCUCCCUCUGUGUGGGCCACCUUACCAGGGAAGAUCGGUUCAUCCCCAAGAGAGAGCUGGUCUGGCAUGUCAAGACCAUCACCAUCACCGAGAUGGAGAAUGGCAACGUGUAUUUCUUUAACUGUGACACCCUCAUCCCACUCAAGAGGAAAAGGAAGUACUUCAAGGUAUUUGAGGUCACCAAGGUGACAGAGAGCUUCACCAGCAAGAUCCAGAACCUCGUGCCCGUUAAGUAUGAGAUCAUUGUGACGACAGGCUAUGAACUGGGGGCGGGCACUGAUGCCAACGUUUUUGUGACUAUCUUCGGGGCCAAUGGGGACACAGGCAAACGAGAGCUGAAGCAGAAAAUGCGCAACCUCUUUGAGCGGGGCAGCACAGAUCGCUUCUUCCUGGAGACUUUGGAGCUGGGCGAGCUUCGCAAGGUGAGGUUGGAGCAUGACAGCAGUGGCUACUACUCGGGCUGGCUGGUGGAGAAACUGGAGGUCACCAACACCAGCACCGGCGUGGCCACCAUCUUCAACUGUGGUCAGUGGCUGGACAAGAAGCGGGGGGAUGGGCUCACCUGGAGAGAACUUUUCCCUUCUGUCUGAGAAGCUCCUGACCACAUCUUC